This is a messenger RNA of Pomacea canaliculata, 1545 nucleotides long. Its product is annotated as aldose reductase-related protein 1-like. The coding region runs from base 619 to 1545 and encodes 308 amino acids. The transcript is spliced from 11 exons. Gene Ontology annotation, molecular function: aldose reductase (NADPH) activity. Gene Ontology annotation, cellular component: cytosol. The record is from RefSeq and is a predicted model, not a curated record. Lineage: Eukaryota; Metazoa; Mollusca; Gastropoda; Architaenioglossa; Ampullariidae.
UUUCUGGGUUCUAAUUACCUGUGACAACACAUGGAACAAAAUUCGACAUUCGUCAACUACAAAAAGCAAAUUGUGACAACACCAUCGUAGUGUGAGAGAGAACGUAACGAAGAACAGAAACAAGGAGAGAGCGGUGGAAAGGGACGAGUGCGGAUGGGAAGAGUGUGGGAUGGCACAAUCGCAACUUUUAUCUCCCUCGUCACUCGUAACAUGGUGGCCCCAUUGCCUAGCAUGAGCUCUCGAAUGUCAAGUUAGGGAAAGGAGUACUGACGACCUACUUGAGAGCGAAAGAUCAAAUGUUGACACAUAUAUGAUUGCUGAAUAAUGACUGCACCGUGUCUGCAUUGCCCAUGUCAAAAGCUGGAGUCAGAACAUACGUUUUGGACCUCUAGUGCUAUCUUCAUCAUUCUAGUUCCAAUCCCGUCUUACGUGUCGCCGUUAUCUUUGAUGACAUAAAACUCGCCAUUCACAUUUCUCACUCGCUCUCGUGCACCACGGUGUCGAGGCCAACUCAAUCAAGUAUUUAGCUAUUGUGUAAAUACAAUAAAUAAAUACAGGUCGGGUCACCUGUAUAGGAGCGGGUGGAGCGGCGUCUAGCAGUCUCAACAACAACACAACAUGGCUGCGUGUCCCACUGUCACUUUAUCCUCUGGUUACAAAAUGCCGGUACUUGGCUUCGGCACCUACAACAACUUCAUGAAUCACGAGGCGGUGGGUGAGUCGGUGAAGGCGGCUGUAGAUGCUGGGUAUCGCCACAUCGACACGGCCUACCUCUACCUCACUGAGCCCGCUGUGGGCAGAGCACUCCGCCAGAAGAUAGACGACGGUGUGGUGAAGCGUGACGACCUCUUCAUAUGUUCCAAGCUCUGGAGCGAUCGACAUGCAGAUGUGGAAGAAUCGGUGAUGGAAUCGCUGAAUGACCUGGGACUGAGCUACCUUGACCUCUACAUCAUACAUCAUCCUGUCUCCUUGAAGCGCCGUGAACGAAUUCAGAACCUCGAAGACGUGGCUGCAUCGGUUAGAACCAGGACACGUCGACCAUCUGGACACCUGGACAUGGAGAAACUGGUGGACAAGGGACUAGUUCGAAGCAUCGGCUUGUCGAAUUUUACCAUUCCUCAGAUCACUCGUAUCUUGAAAGACCCCGGUCUCCGCCAUAAGCCAGUAUAUCUGCAGGUUGAGGUCCAUCCUUACUUCAGAAACAGCGAGCUCGUGGACUUCUGCAAGCAGGAAGGAAUUGUUGUCACUGCCUACGCGCCUAUAGGACGAGCUGGCACUGACUACGGACUGGCUUCGACUGAGAAUGUCUUGCACGACCCUGUACUAAAUAAAAUUGGCGCAAAGUACAGGAAGACAACCUGCACAGGUGGCGCUGCGCUGGCAUAUACAGAGAGGUCUGACGGCGGUGGUCAAAAGUCUGACACCUGCUCACAUUCAGAAAUUAUCUUUGACUUCGAACUCACCUGUGAGGAUAUGGAGGCCAUAUCGGCACUGGACCGUGGAUUCCGUCUGGGUACAUUUGCAAUGUGGAAAAACUUUACCUGA